This is a messenger RNA of Pan troglodytes (chimpanzee), 3729 nucleotides long. RefSeq names its product RAS protein activator like 1 (gene RASAL1). The record is from RefSeq and is a predicted model, not a curated record. Gene Ontology annotation, molecular function: GTPase activator activity. Gene Ontology annotation, biological process: intracellular signal transduction; regulation of GTPase activity; negative regulation of Ras protein signal transduction. Lineage: Eukaryota; Metazoa; Chordata; Mammalia; Primates; Hominidae. The transcript has 19 exons. Bases 1063 to 3306 code for a protein of 747 amino acids.
UGGAGUAAACGAAUGAACAAAUGAAUGAAUGGAAUUGUGUGUGUGUGUGUGUGUGUGUUGGUGACUGUGUGUUUGUAUGACUGUGUGUGUGUCUCUAUGUGUACCUGCCUUGUAUCAUUGUAAGUGUGUGAGAGUGUGUCUCUGGAUCUCUGAGUGUGUCUCUGUGUUCCCAACAUAUGUCUAUUUUCAUAUGUUUUCAUAUGUGUCUGUUUUCUAUGUGUCUAUCUGCAUGUGUCUGGUGUCUGGAUUUCCAAACACAAAGGUACAUGUUUUUAGGACUUUCUGAGGGUGCAUAUGUGUAUCUGCUUAUGUGUAAAUGUGUCUCUGUCUCUGGCCUCCUUGGUGUAUCUGUGAGCAACUCUGUCUCAGUGUGAAUCCGUGUGUGUGUAUCUGCACAUAUGUUUCUGUGGGUCGCUAUGCGUGUCUGUUGGUCUCUGUGUAUCUGGGACCUUAGCUGUGUAUUGGGGCCCUGUAUGUGGGUGUGUAGGAUCAUGUGUGUGUUUUGUGUAUGUGCCUCUCUGUGUGUGUGUGUGUGUGUGUGUUGAGAUCUCUGGUGUAUGUCUGAUACUCUAGGUAUGUGAGUGUUGGGGUCUGUGUGUGUUUCUAUGCCUGGAUUGAUACAUGGUCCAGUGUCCCUGGGUGAGUACAUAUCUAGGAUCUUGGAGUGGCUGUCCUUGGGUGUGUGUGUGUGUCUGGGCCUCUAACUGGGUUCAUGUGGGGGGUCUCUGAGUGUGUGUGUGUGUCUGGAUUCCCGUGUGUGUGUGUGUGUGUGUGUGUGUCUGGGUCUCCAGGUGUCUGCCUCCUGUGUGGCCCGAGGACCCCCAGCCCCCUGCACCUCCUUUUGCAGGACAGCUACUGUCUGGAGGAGCCUGGGCCCCUUCUGGGGGGAGGAGUACACGGUGCACCUGCCUCUGGAUUUCCACCAGCUGGCCUUCUACGUGCUGGAUGAGGACACUGUCGGGCACGACGACAUCAUCGGCAAGAUCUCGCUGAGCAGGGAGGCGAUUACAGCCGACCCCCGAGGGAUUGACAGCUGGAUUAACUUGAGCCGAGUGGACCCAGAUGCAGAAGUGCAGGGUGAGAUCUGCCUGUCAGUGCAGAUGCUGGAGGAUGGGCAGGGCCGCUGCCUUCGCUGCCAUGUGCUUCAGGCCAGGGACCUGGCUCCCAGAGACAUCUCUGGCACAUCUGACCCAUUUGCACGUGUGUUUUGGGGCAGCCAGAGCUUGGAGACCUCAACCAUCAAGAAGACUCGCUUCCCGCACUGGGAUGAAGUGCUGGAGCUGCGGGAGAUGCCAGGUGCCCCGUCCCCACUGCGGGUGGAGCUCUGGGACUGGGACAUGGUGGGCAAGAAUGACUUCUUGGGCAUGGUGGAGUUCUCUCCAAAGACCCUCCAGCAGAAGCCACCUAACGGCUGGUUCCGCCUCCUGCCCUUUCCCAGAGCCGAGGAGGAUUCUGGGUAAAUGUCGGUGCAGAGGGAGGGGGCCAGGCUGGAGCCAUGCCGGGCAGCAUCCACAGCUUGUGGGCAGAGCCCAUGCCAGCCCACACAUUAUCACUAUGCCACUUCAUGCAUUCAUCCAUUUAACAACUGUCUAUGGAAUGUCUCUCAAGGUGUUUACGGGGACCCUGGGUGCCCUGCGAGUGAAGGUACGCCUGAUUGAGGACCGCGUCCUGCCCUCCCAGUGCUACCAGCCUCUCAUGGAGCUGCUCAUGGAGUCUGUGCAGGGGCCAGCAGAGGAGGACACUGCUAGCCCCUUGGCUUUGCUGGAAGAGCUGACCUUGGGGGACUGCCGCCAGGACCUUGCCACCAAGCUGGUGAAACUCUUUCUUGGCCGGGGACUGGCUGGGCGCUUUCUGGACUAUCUCACCCGGCGUGAGGUGGCUCGGACCAUGGACCCCAACACCCUCUUCCGUUCUAACUCCCUGGCAUCCAAGUCGAUGGAACAGUUUAUGAAGCUCGUGGGCAUGCCCUACCUGCACGAGGUCCUGAAGCCUGUGAUUAGCCGCGUCUUUGAGGAGAAGAAGUACAUGGAGCUGGAUCCCUGCAAGAUGGACCUGGGCCGCACCCGGAGGAUCUCCUUCAAAGGCGCACUCUCGGAGGAGCAGAUGCGGGAGACCAGCCUGGGGCUGCUGACGGGCUACCUGGGGCCCAUCGUGGACGCCAUCGUGGGCUCCGUGGGGCGCUGCCCGCCCGCCGUGCGCCUCGCCUUCAAGCAGCUGCACCGGCGCGUGGAGGAGCGCUUCCCCCAGGCAGAGCACCAGCAGGAUGUGAAGUACCUGGCCAUCAGCGGAUUUCUCUUCUUGCGAUUCUUCGCACCUGCCAUCCUUACCCCAAAGCUGUUUGACCUUCGGGACCAACACGCGGACCCCCAGACUAGCCGCUCACUGCUGUUGCUUGCCAAGGCUGUGCAGAGCAUCGGAAACCUGGGCCAGCAGCUGGGCCAAGGCAAGGAACUGUGGAUGGCCCCCCUGCACCCCUUCCUGCUGCAGUGUGUCUCACGUGUGAGAGACUUCCUGGACCGGCUGGUGGAUGUGGAUGGGGAUGAAGAAGCUGGUGUCCCAGCCAGGGCCCUGUUCCCGCCCUCGGCCAUUGUUCGAGAAGGCUAUCUGCUGAAGCGCAAGGAGGAGCCUGCCGGCCUGGCCACGCGCUUUGCCUUCAAGAAGCGCUACGUCUGGCUCAGCGGGGAGACCCUCUCCUUCUCCAAGAGUCCUGAGUGGCAGAUGCGACACUCCAUCCCCGUGUCUCACAUCCGCGCCGUGGAGCGCGUAGACGAGGGCGCCUUCCAACUGCCCCACGUGAUGCAGGUGGUGACGCAGGACGGCACGGGGGCGCUGCACACCACCUACCUCCAGUGCAAGAAUGUGAAUGAGCUCAACCAGUGGCUCUCGGCCUUGCGCAAGGCCAGCGCCCCCAACCCGAACAAGCUGGCCGCCUGCCACCCCGGUGCCUUCCGCAGCGCGCGCUGGACCUGCUGCCUCCAGGCUGAGCGCUCAGCCGCCGGCUGCAGCCGUACACACUCGGCUGUCACCCUGGGGGACUGGAGUGACCCACUGGAUCCUGAUGCUGAGGCCCAGACAGUGUAUCGGCAGCUGCUCCUGGGGCGGGACCAGCUCAGGCUGAAAUUGCUGGAGGAUUCUAACAUGGAUACAACUCUGGAGGCAGACACAGGGGCCUGUCCUGAGGUCCUGGCCCGGCAAAGAGCAGCAACUGCCCGCUUGCUGGAGGUGCUCGCAGACCUGGAUCGUGCCCACGAGGAGUUCCAGCAGCAAGAGCAAGGGAAGGCGGCCCUGGGCCCCCUUGGCCCCUAAGGAAAUGCCAGAGCUAGCCCGGAAGGAGGAGCAAGAGCCAGGGGGCCCUCUUCAGCGCAUCCUGCCCCGGGAGUCUCCUGUCUCCUUGGACCUCUUUGAUUCUGUGGUUUGGAGGCUCCCAGAGACGUGCCUAGUCCUGUGUGCCUUGAGUCCAGAACUCAGGGCAUGGAAGCCCUUUGGCAGGGGCCAGCCUUGCACUGAGUGAAACUUGCCCUCUGGCUUGAUUCAGACUGGAGUGGAUAGGAUAAGGAACCUGACUUAUUUGACUGAGAAUGGGUUCUCUACUUCACCAAACUGGCCUCUAUCCAUACCAAGGAGGCCAGCCUGGCCCUGAGCUGCUGGAUACAGCUGGACCUGAAUUCCUGAUGCCCAUGUGAUGUUAUUGCCCCAGAUGGGCACUAAAUGGCCUCACUCCUUCCUGUU